Trichosurus vulpecula (common brushtail) is the source of this 1146-nucleotide messenger RNA. RefSeq names its product RNA terminal phosphate cyclase like 1 (gene RCL1). Gene Ontology annotation, biological process: endonucleolytic cleavage of tricistronic rRNA transcript (SSU-rRNA, 5.8S rRNA, LSU-rRNA); ribosome biogenesis. NCBI's taxonomy places the organism in Eukaryota, Metazoa, Chordata, Mammalia, Diprotodontia, Phalangeridae. Gene Ontology annotation, molecular function: RNA endonuclease activity. The record is from RefSeq and is a predicted model, not a curated record. Gene Ontology annotation, cellular component: nucleolus.
GGCUGCGGGAGCCCAGCUCCGAGCCUCCCCGGCCGCCGCCAGCCCUCCUCCUCCCUCGCCCGUCGGCCUCGCCUGCGCCGGGAGCCCGCCGUGCGCGCCGGGCGUUGUCGGCAGCGGCGGCCGCGGCUCCCCCCGGGCUGUGCCGGCGGCUGGACCGGGGAGGGGGCGCGCGCACAUGGCGACCCAGGCGCACUCGCUCAGCUACGGGGGCUGCAACUUCUUCCGCCAGCGCCUCGUCUUGUCCACCCUGAGCGGGCGCCCCGUGAAGAUCCGCAAGAUCCGGGCCAAAGACGACAACCCCGGCCUCCGAGAUUUUGAAGCCAGUUUUGUGCGACUUUUAGAUAAAAUAACCAAUGGUUCUCGAAUUGAAAUAAAUCAGACGGGAACUACCUUGUAUUAUCAGCCUGGGCUCCUAUACGGCGGGUCAGUGGAGCAUGACUGCAGCGCCCAUCGGAGUAUCGGGUAUUACCUGGAGAGCCUUCUUUGCCUGGCCCCCUUUAUGAAGCACCCAUUAAGAGUAGUUCUCCGAGGCAUAACCAACGACCAGGUUGACCCUUCAGUGGAUGUUCUGAAGGCAACAGCCCUCCCUUUACUGAAACAAUUUGGAAUUGAUGGUGAAUCGUUUGAGCUUAAGAUUGUCCGAAGAGGAAUGCCCCCAGGAGGCGGAGGAGAAGUCUUCUUCUCUUGUCCUGUGAGGAAGCUCUUGAAACCCAUUCAGCUCACAGACCCUGGCAAAAUCAAACGUAUCCGAGGAAUGGCGUACUCUGUACGGGUAUCGCCGCAGAUCACCAAUCGCAUCGUGGAGUCUUCUCGGAGCAUCCUUAACAAAUUCAUUCCCGAUAUCUAUAUUUACACAGACCAUAUGAAAGGGAUCAACUCUGGAAAGUCCCCAGGCUUUGGGCUCUCACUUGUUGCAGAGACCACCAAUGGUACCUUUCUCAGUGCGGAGUUGGCCUCAAACCCCAAGGGCCAGGGAGCAGCGGUGCUCCCGGAAGACCUUGGCAGGAACUGUGCAAAGCUAUUGCUGGAAGAGAUUUAUAGAGGAGGCUGUGUGGACUCCACCAACCAGAGUUUAGUUCUGCUCCUCAUGACCCUUGGACAGCAGGAUGUUUCCAAAGUCCUGCUAGGACCGCUGUCUCCCUACAC